Molecule: messenger RNA, 792 nt
Organism: Penicillium olsonii
Lineage: Eukaryota; Fungi; Ascomycota; Eurotiomycetes; Eurotiales; Aspergillaceae
Source: the annotation of a GenBank genome assembly
AUGAAGAAACAGACGAACCUCCAGCCCUCCAGCCCUCCACCUGGCAGCCCUGCCCAGGUGGACUGCCCGCACCGAGAAGCAGAUAAGAUAAGACAACCCCACCACCCGAAUUGGAGACUCCACGGGGACCUCGGCCAGCUUUUCUUCCCAAAUCGUCUCUUUCAGUCCAAAAUGUCAGCUCCACACACUCAGUCCAAACUUGUAUCACAGGGCCCACUGCCCUCCGAAGAGGCACGCUGGAUUCGAGCCGUGAAGACAACAUACACCGACCCACUGGGUGUUGAGCGAACAUGGGAAUCCGCCGAACGCACAACACGUCCUGCUGGGGUGGAACUCGAUGGCGUGGGGAUCGUUGCUAUUUUGAGCAAAGAUAGCGGGUCUGAAUUGCUUUUGCAGAAGCAGUAUCGUCCUCCAAUCAAUAAGGUCGUCAUUGAGGUUCCUGCUGGCCUGAUAGAUGCCGGUGAGACGCCAGAGCAGUGUGCUGUUCGUGAACUUCUCGAGGAAACGGGUUACGUUGGUGUGGCGGAGCAGACUAGUCCAGUCAUGUUCAAUGAUCCUGGAAUGUGUAAUACCAAUUUGCACAUGGUUCAUGUGAAGGUUGAUAUGUCACUUGCUGAAAACAAGAACCCGAAGCCUCAGCUCGAAGAGAAUGAGUUCAUUGAGUGCUUCACGGUUCCUUUGGCAUCUUUGUUUGACGAAAUGAAGAAGCUUGAAAAGGAAGGAUAUGCCAUCGAUGCUCGCAUCGGGACCCUUGCGGAGGGUAUUGAACUGGCGAAAAAGUGGAAGCUGUGA